AUGAUUAUUCUCGGGGCGUUAUCUGGCGCCGGGAGAGGAGCGAUCAGGACCAUCACAGCAACAGUGGGGCCAGAUAGCCACAAAGAAGCGCGAGACCACGGGUACGGGCGUACGAUGUCGGACAGUUUGUUCUCAAGUUGUGACAAUAUCUCGUUGACGGAUUCAGUGUUUGAUCACAGGUCGUUGACGUACUUCAGCAACGAUGAGCAGCGGCAGCUGAAGCUGCAGAUCAUGCAGAGCUGUGGGGCCAGCGACCAGUGGGAAGGGCGGCAGAAGAACUUGCAACUUGGGGUCUCGCGGAACGGAUUUGUGAGCCACAGCUUGCGCCGGCACUUCUGGCACUGCAUUCUCAGAGGCCGGGUGCGUGUUUGCCCACGUGCAGGGGUCUCCGAGCACCCGGACGAACACCAGAUGGAGUUGGACGUGCGGCGGUCCUUUGGAUUUGUGGAGAAUGAGGGACAGAAGCAGAAGCUUCGGGAAUUACUACAGGCUACGUUGGUGCGGUUUUUCCGCAAGUACCCAUCGUUGCGGUAUUACCAGGGCUACCAUGACGUGGUGAGUGUCAUUUUGAUGGUGUACUACGAUGCGCUGGAAUCGGAUCAGUUUUCAACUCUACAGGGCAGCGCGGACGACUUGCUAAGCAGCAGUGUUGCUAGCAGCAUGAGCGAGGCGACUGUAUUGCCAGAUGAAAGUACACAAAGCACUGUCGAUACGAUGUUCGAAGUUGUGGAGAUGUUCUCGUUGCUCUACUUACGGGACUUCAUGAUGGAUUCGCUUGAUUUCACAAUUGACCAAUUGCAGGUCAUCCCACAGCUUAUAAAGAUUAGAGACGUCGAACUUUUCCGGCAGUUACACUUAGAUCAGGUUAGUCCCUUUUUUGCAUUAUCGUCGAUACUAACUAUCUUCAGCCAUGAUUUAAAGCCAUGCAAAAACCAGCUCUCCCCUCUGUACCAGAUCUUUGACUUAGUUAUAACAUCUGGCAAUAUGAUGGCUCCGCUUGUCAUAUAUAUGGAACUAAUUGUGGAACAUAAAGAAGACUUGCUGCGUGAGUGCGACGCCCAGUCAGACCUAUUUGAGAACAUAACAGACCUUGUACAUGGAGCCAUGCAGCAGGUAAUGCAACGUGAGCAGACCACUGAGCAGUGGCAGGACGUGCUCGAGCGGGGGAGACUGUUUUUAGAAGACCACCCUCUUGCAGCUACGUCUAGUGAAGUUAGGAAGUUCCGCUGGCUCAAUCCAUAUAGCGUAUUGAAGGAGAAUCCAGGCGAUGGCGCUAACUACAGCCUAUCCGAACUACUUGACAUAGUGGAGCGUGAGAUUGCCGAAAAUGAACGCCGGAAGUCUAUGGCUUUGGCUUCCGACGCACUAAGAAACAGGAUCAAAAAUAUUCGACGCAUUUGCCGCUCUUUAGUGUACUUCGGGUCAUUAUGGAGAUGGCCAAUUUACAUCGGUAUUUUCGCCUUACUCAUAAGAGUAUACAGUGCCAAUUUCCGUGAAUUGAGGCCUAUAAACAUCUGGUAUGUCUUAUCUUCAGUUCUCUCUGGGGAUUCGCCCAUCACUGGGAUUCCAUUCAGUUUCAGGCUGCCAGGAGUUGGAACUAAAACGUGGUUUUUGGAUCCUCUGAGAUCUCUGUUGCCAUCAAGCGCAAGAUAG
Eremothecium gossypii ATCC 10895 is the source of this 1653-nucleotide messenger RNA. It is a transcript of the gene GYP8, whose product is annotated as GTPase-activating protein GYP8. The transcript has a single exon. The record is from RefSeq and is marked provisional. Gene Ontology annotation, molecular function: GTPase activator activity. Gene Ontology annotation, cellular component: endoplasmic reticulum membrane. Gene Ontology annotation, biological process: endoplasmic reticulum to Golgi vesicle-mediated transport; positive regulation of GTPase activity. NCBI's taxonomy places the organism in Eukaryota, Fungi, Ascomycota, Saccharomycetes, Saccharomycetales, Saccharomycetaceae. The coding region runs from base 1 to 1653 and encodes 550 amino acids.